Molecule: messenger RNA, 4365 nt
Organism: Cuscuta epithymum
Lineage: Eukaryota; Viridiplantae; Streptophyta; Magnoliopsida; Solanales; Convolvulaceae
Source: the annotation of a GenBank genome assembly
AUUGUGUCGAAGAUACUUGGUCUACGAGGUAAGAGAAAAUACAUCAUGAACAUUGAUUGAGCUCAAUCAAAUGAGGGAAUUCCGUUGAUGAACAUGACCAAACUUGCCCACAAAUGUACAAAACUAAACUAAAAUUACGGAGUGGGAAGAUAAAAGACAAAAAGUAAGCUUGUUUGUAAGGUGCAGUGAUGCAGCAGCAAAACGAACAAUGCCAUGGGUUCAUAUCGAGGAGAGGGUAGAUUGAAAAAUUGAAGAACCCUCCUUCACAUCUGGCAGUCCGGAGCAGAGUUCUGCUUUUCCAAAUCCAAACCAUAUCCGGUGAGCUUCGUGAGAAAUGAGGCUCUGCGAAACUUUGGCUGUUUUGGGACGGAGGAUUUCAUCUGUAGAUUCAAAGAGAGCGAAUCCUAAUAUCUAAGAGCAAAAUGCGAAGGCAUGUGGACUGCAAUUGAGGACACCUAAAGGUAAGUAAACCAGUAUGUUGUUCCCAAAAGAAGGUUUAUGUAAUGAUGGAUUCGAGGGUUCUACCAAUGAGCACCAGAUUUUCAGGGAAGUAUUCUUCGGGACUGAGGAAUACAAAAAGAGGUGCCUCAUUACUGGAGUUAUCAAUUUUGAAUGUGACAGUGAAAGUUCAGCAUUAAUGGUGCAUGAUAAUUCAUAUGGUACCAUAGUGGAUUCUGGUGGGGAAGGGAAAGAGAGGAGAGUACAUUCUAACAUCCAGUGCUAUAUGGAAAGAGGUUUGAACUCCGCAGCAUCCUUGUAUAAUGACUCUCACAUUCUGACUUUUCAUGUGGUUGAGACAACUAACCAGGGCAUCACCUCUUGUUCUUAUCUGCAAAAGGGGCAUGGUGAGCUUGACAGAGGACAUGAAAUGUGUGAAGGUGGUUCCUUAAAACUAAACUCACGUAAUUUGAAUGUAAAUGAUGGGAAAGAUGGUUGUCAAAUAAUACCAUCACCCACUUCUCAAGAGAGCAGUGUGACCAAGUUGUUGGUAAGCAUUUCCCCACCUGUUACUGCAAAGAACUCAAGGGAUGUUCGAAUAGCGAAGUCAAAGUGGAAGGAUUCCUGCUUUGUGGAGCUAGAUGAAUCAGAGUUGUUGGUGGUUAAAGACGCUCCAAAUGAUCCUCGUCCUAUUCUACGCUACCAUAUCAAUCGCUUACUAAGAGCAGCAGGAUGGGUAAUUGGGAGGCGUAAAAGGAGUAAUAAAUACAAUGGCAUCGGGGAAUAUGUUUAUAGGUCGCCUGAAGGAAGACCUAUUCGGGAAUUUCGUCGAGCAUGGCUAUUUUGUGGUAAGAGUUUAGUUGCUGAGGAAAACAGUGUCAUACAUGAUGGGGAGCGUAAGGUGUGGGCUGACUUGGAUCAGUUUAGGGCAGACCUAAGUAGUACUUUGGCAGAGAUAGAAGAAAAUUUGAUUAACUUGGAAAGCAUAUCAUCAUUGGCUUCUCUGUGGUGCCUUCUUGAUCCAUUUGCAAAUGCAGUAUUCAUUGACAAGAUAUUACACUUUCUUAAACAAGGAAAAACUGUCAUACCAAACAAAACAUUUGCUUGGUAUGUAGAAAACCAGCUAAAUGAGAGAAGCUUGAGUGAUCAAUCUAUAGACAAGGAGUUAUGUUUAAAUAGAAGCUCGCUGAACCUCAAACAGUCACAAAUAAAGGAAGGCAAGUGCGUUAACAGUCUAUCCUCUACUAAAAGUUCUUUCAAUGAGCCGCCUCAUAAAUAUAGGAAAGUCUCAGGCAGUGAGAGUGGCAUUUUAGAUCAAAGUUCCUUUCCAUCUUAUGGAUCUGAUAGUACCUCUGAGCUAGAUGGUAGUUGCUUGUUUGAAGUUCCUGUCAGUUUGGAAAAAAGACCAACAUCGAUGAGAACUUAUGAGGAAGUUUAUAAUUAUCAAGAUUGCAGCACAAGCUCCCUCAUAUGUAAUGAGAAAGAAGUAAAAAAUUUUGAUGUAAAAAUUUCAAUCCAGCCAAAUUAUUUGUUGCAGGAUUCUCUAUUAUUUGAUUCGAACCAAGAUCUGAUGGAUAUUAAAUGUAUUGAAGCAAAGACCGAGGGUUUAUUUUGUGUUGCGAGCUCUAUGCCUAGAAAGAAAGCCCAAAAGAAAUUAAAAAAGAUAUCUGAAAUGAAACUUUCAAAUUUGUAUCAACCUGAGAAAUUGGCAUCUAAUGCAAAUGGAUCCUUUGAAAUCAAUGGAAAGGGAACCUACAACAGAGUUCGACCGAUGAAAUAUAAAAAAUUUCAUCCUGAGGAUGACGAUCUUCUAGUUUCAGCCAUCGUUAAAAAUAAAGCGUUCAAAUAUGCAAAAAAGAGGCCCCGUGGUAAAUCCAAGUCUUUGAGGAAGACGAAGAGCCAUAAGGGAAGAUGCAAGUUGCUCUUACGUAGCCAAAAUAGGGGUGGAAAGAACUUCAUUGAGGGCAAGUGGCCUGCCUUUGCUUCAAGAACAGUUUUAUGCUGGUUGAUUCAUUCUCGGGUUGUUUUUCUCAAUGAAGUGAUCCAAUAUAGAAAUGUCAAGGAUGGUUCUGUGCUGAAAGAUGGCUUUAUCACUAAAAACGGGAUACUGUGCAAGUGUUGUGAUGAAGUACUAUCAAUCUCGACUUUCAAAAAUCAUGCCGGUUACAAACCGAAUCUCAGCCAACCUUGUCUGAAUCUUUUUUUAGAGUCUGGAAAACCAUUUACAUUAUGCCAGCUUGAGGCUUGGUCAUUUGAAUACAAAGCUAAGAAAGCUCCUUCCCGAACAAUGCACGCUGAUGAAGUGGAUCAAAAUGAUGAUAGCUGUGGGCGCUGUGGUGAUGGUGGCGAGCUGAUAUGUUGUGAUAAUUGUCCGUCUACAUUUCAUCAGGCAUGCUUGUAUGCACAGGAACUUCCUGAAGGCAGUUGGUAUUGUCCACAUUGUACAUGCAAGAUUUGUGGAGAUGUAGUCAAAGAUAAUGGGGAAUCUAGUUCUACACCUUCUGGUGCAUUAAAAUGUGUGCAGUGUGAACAUAAAUAUCACGAGGCAUGCUUGAAAGAGCAUGGGAUAGGUGUGGGGGCAUCAGAAACCUGGUUUUGUGGUGCAAGUUGUCAGGAGGUUUACUUGGGUCUUCAGUCUUGCAUUGGUGUUGCAAAUCUUCUCUGUGAUGGCCUCUAUUGUACACUUCUGAGGUGUAUUCCCAGUGAUCAGAGAGUUCGUUCUGCACAGAGAUUUGUUGCCUUCAGAGCAGAUUGCAACUCCAAGUUAGCUGUUGCUCUUACAAUCAUGGAGGAAUGCUUUCUUCCAAUGGUGGAUCCUAGGACAGGCAUAGACAUGAUUUCCCAAGUAAUCUACAACUGGGGCUCGCAAUUUGCUCGUCUAAAUUACUAUGGGUUUUACACUAUGGUUUUAGAGAAAGAUGAUGUGCUGAUAUCAGUCGCUUCAAUCAGGAUACAUGGAACAACAGUUGCAGAGAUGCCUCUAAUUGCAACUUGCAGCAAAUAUCGCCGCCAGGGGAUGUGCCGGCGCUUAAUGAAUUCUCUAGAGGAGAUGUUGAAAUCCUUCAAGGUUGAAAAGCUUGUAAUAUCUGCCAUUCCCAGUUUAGUGGAGACAUGGACGCUUGGUUUCGGUUUCAAACCAUUGGAAGAUAAAGAGAAACAAAGCUUGAGCAACAUCAACCUUAUGGUAUUUCCCGGAACCAUUUGGUUGAAGAAGUCUGUGUAUGAAAACGACUCACCUUCCAAACCUGUUGAUCCAACUUUCUAUGAAAUUGACCACGUAACCCCUAAUAAUGAAAUUCCUGUCAAGGAACGGGAAAAAGUUUCUUUGGAGCGGAUAUUAUUCCAACGUAAUGAUCCUGCACUGGUUUGUACCGUGAGUGCUCCCGUUCACGAGGAACCGGUCGAAGUACAACCUUUCCUGACAGGUGGUAGUUGUAGUGUACAAAUGGUAGAUAAGUUAGAUGAUAUACAGUUUUGCAUGGAUGAAUAGUCAAGGAGCAAGUAUGAUCAUUUAAAGAUAAGUGUUACUAAUUACUCUAAACCAAACCAAACCCCAGUUUGGUCUAGGGAGGGUGAGAUGUAGGCAUUAGCUUACCUCUCUACCUUGGGAUUUUCAGAGUAGUGAAGUUGGUUAUGUGAAGAUUCCCGUAAUAAGUAUUUCUGCUAUUCUUCCAUUUUUGUUACAGCGGAAGCAAAAGGAUGAUUAACAGCUCAAUCAAAAAUAUCACUUAUAUGGCAUUGUAAUGAAAUGGUACAAUGGUCGUAAAUGAAUCGAAUUGACCGAAUGUUUGCCAUUAUUAUUCAUAUAAGUUACUGAAUAUUUGUAUUCGCUUUUGAAUCUUAUUUGAAUUUUCAAAUUGGAAAAGAAUUACUAUGUAAAUGUCAAAUUUAUCAAAGUAAUUAAAAUUAUACUACCUAAUAUAUACG